Molecule: messenger RNA, 7735 nt
Organism: Anolis carolinensis (green anole)
Lineage: Eukaryota; Metazoa; Chordata; Lepidosauria; Squamata; Anolidae
Gene: ttll11
Product: tubulin tyrosine ligase like 11
Exons: 8
Coding region: 229-2487 (752 amino acids)
Biological process (GO): protein polyglutamylation; microtubule cytoskeleton organization
Cellular component (GO): cilium
Molecular function (GO): tubulin binding; tubulin-glutamic acid ligase activity
Source: RefSeq, a predicted model, not a curated record
UUGAUUAGCAUCGAACAGCCUCGCAGUUUCAGUGCCUGGCUGCUCCCUGCCUGUGAAGUUGAUUAUUAUUAUUAUUAUUAUUAUUAUUAUUGAAGGAAUGUUACCAUUGGCCACUUUGGUUACCACUGAAGGACCUCGCAGCUUCAGUGCCUGGCUGCUUCCUGCCUGUGAAGAUUAUUAUUAUUAUUAUUAUUAUUAUUGAUGGAAUGCUGCCUUGGUUAGCAUCGAAUGGCCUUGCAGCUUCAGUGCCUGCCUGCUCCUUGCCUGUUUAUUAUCAUUAUCAUUAUUAUUAUUGAGGGAAUUUUGUCGUUGGCCACCUUGGUUAGCACUGAAGAGCCUCGCAGCUUCAGUGUCUGGCUGCUCCCUGCCUGUGAAGUUUAUUAUUAUUAUUAUAAAGGGGGAGUAACUGAGAGUAAUUGGGGGGGGGGGGGGGGAAUUAGGUUGUCAGAAGCUGGGGCUAACCGCGGGAGCUCUCCCCGCCCCCCUCCCUGGGUGGCGUCGGCGUGCCUCUGUUUCGCGGGGCGACGUGGGCCAGGCCCCUCCCUCUUGUUUCCCUCACCACGACGACGACGAGGAGGAGGAGGAGGAGCAUGGCGACGCCUUCUUCGGCUUCUUCGUCUUCGCGCCGAGGGAGAGGAGGAGGAGGAGGAGGCCCCGGAGUUUGGCCGGGGAGGAGGCCUCCCCGCCGGGCCCGCGUCUCGCCGCCUCCCCCGGCUCCGCUCCCGGCCAGGCCUCGCCGGAGGGCGGCGGCGGCGGCGGCGGCGGCGGGGGGCUCGGUGCAGGCCUCGCUGCUCCCGCCUCCCCCGGCCUCGUCCCCGAUCCUGCUCCACCUCCUCCGCCGCCGCCGCGCCGUCACCGUGGACAGCUCCAAGGCCCGCACCUCCCUCCAGGCCCUCAAGAGGAGCCUUAAGCAGCUGCGAUGGAAGGAGUUUCCCUUCGGCCGGCGCUUGCCCUGCGACAUCUACUGGCACGGGGUGUCGUUUCACGACAACGCCAUCUAUUCCGGCCUGGUCAACAAAUUCCCAGGUGCACAUGAUCAAGGACACCAACCCGUCCUGGAGGCCCACCUUCAUCGUGAAGCCCGACGGCGGGUGCCAGGGGGACGGGAUCUACCUCAUCAAGGACCCCGGGGACGUGCGGAUGACGAGCAAUCUGCAGACGCGCCCGGCGGUGGUCCAGGAGUACAUCUCCAAGCCCCUCCUGAUCGACAAGCUCAAGUUCGACAUCCGCCUGUACGUCCUGCUGAAGUCGCUGGAGCCGCUGGAGGUGUACGUGGCGCGGGACGGGCUGUGCCGCUUCUGCACGGAGCCCUACCAGGAGCCCCACCUCAAGAACCUCCACCUGGUCUUCAUGCACCUCACCAACUACUCCCUCAACGUCCACAGCGGGAACUUUGUCCACUCGGACAGCGGCAACACCGGGAGCAAGCGCACCUUCUCCAGCGUCCUCGAGAGGCUCUCGUCCGGCGGCGUGGAGGUCCGCAAGGUCUGGUCCGACAUCAUUGCGCUGGUCAUCAAGACCGUCAUCGCCAUGGUGCCCGAGCUGAAGGUCCACUACCAGUCGGAGCUCCCCGCGGGGAAGCCGGGACCCUCCUGCUUCCAGAUUUUAGGGUUCGACAUCCUCCUGAUGAAGAACCUGAAGCCCAUUCUGCUGGAGGUGAACGCCAACCCCAGCAUGAAAAUAGAGCACGAGAAAGAGGUUUCCCCAGGAGUCAUCGAGUACUUCCCGAGCCCCGUCGACGAGGAAAUCAAGGUGGCCGUCAUCCGGGACACCCUCCGCUUGGUGGAUCCUCGAAAGAAGAAGAACCAGCAGGGAGAAGCCAGCAGAGCGGAGCCUGUGCCUCUGGAUGAAGAAGAGGAGGAGGAGGAGGAGGAGGAGGAGGAGGAGGAGGAGGAAGGCUUCCUGGACGAGGCGUCGAUGGUCAGGCUGGAGCUGGGCGGCCGGGAGGGCUCCGUGGGGGAGACGGCGGUGCCCUCGCUGUGCCUGAAGCAGGUCUUCCCCAAGUACGCCAAGCAGUUCAACUUCCUGCGGCUGGUGGAGCGCGUGGCCGCACUCUUCAUCCGCUUCCUGGGCGUCAAAGGCACCACCAAGCUGGGACCCACCGCCUUCCGGACAUUUAUAAGGAACAGCCGGGUGAGCAACAGCGGGUUCAGCAUGGCCGCGGCCGACAUCCUCUACAUCGACAUCACCCGGAGGGGCAGCGGCUACGGGGCCGAACAGAGGGACUCCGGGAUGGGCCUGCAGGCCUUUGUGGAGGGGCUGUGCUUCCUGGCCCAGCGGCGCUACAAGUCCCUGCCUUUGCACGAGCAGGUGGAGCUGCUGCUGGACUUCUGCGAGUGCAACCUGGCCGCGCUGGACCAGAAGCGCCAGGCCGGAGCGAGGCCCACCGCCCUGGUCACCUGCCGCCCGGACCGCCUGCAGCUCAGCCCCGGGCCCCACCCCUCGGACCCCGCCCGGCCCCCCCCCGCAGCCCCACACAGGCCCUGAAGGACCACCAGCACCACGACCCUCCGGAGCCCUAUUUUCCUAUUUAUUGACCCCACCGAGAUCCCAUUCGGGACGUCCGGCCACUGCGUCGUCCGGAGGAGCCGGCUCCGCUCGAGCCUUUCGCGCAGAAGCGACGGCACGGAUUCGGGCGCAGCGGGAUUCGGACGGAGCUCCGCACGAGAGAGAGAGACGGGACUCGCAGGAGAUGGCGUUUUUGGAGAACGGAAAUACUAUUUAUUUAUUUCAGACCUUUGUCGAGGGCUGAUUUAAUCGGGACGGACCGGAAAUAGUGCGCACGGCACGACCACGGCUUUUUGGGGUGCGAUGCGCGUGGGGAACGGACCCUUCCCGGGUUGGGUGUCCCUGCACGACCACGUCUUUUUGGGGGUGCGACGUGGUUGGGUUCCGUGAGUUGCAUGCCUGGGGAACCGGGGGGCACUAUUGACACCAAGCUUUGCACACUUCUGCGUCCUGUGAGCGUUCGUAAACACUUUGGCCCAGCUGCAUGUCUCAUCCUUGGCACUUUGGUUUCUCGGUUGUUAGACUGGCGUGCCUAGGCCUAGGCCAGCCUGUUCUGAAGGUGGGAAAAAACUCCAAAGGAGCCCUUCUUGGGGUUCUUCCUUUUGGGAAAUGGACCUCAGUCCUUGGAGAUGAACGUGCGCCAAUGAGAGGGUUGGGUGUCCCUGCACGACCACAGCUUUUUGGAAUACGACGUGGUUGGGUUCCGUGAGUUGCAUGCCUGGGGAACCGGGGGGCACAAUUGACACCCAUCCAAGGCAGCUUAGUACGCUUCUGCGCCCCACUAGCGUCCGUAAAUACUUGGGCCCGGCUGCACAGCUCAUCCUUGGCACUUUGGUUUCUCGGUUGUUAGACUGGCUUGCCUAGGCCUAGGCCAGCCUGUUCUGAAGGUGGGAAAAACCCCCAAAGGAGCCCUUCUUGGGGUUCUUCCUUUUGGGAAAUGGACCUCAGUCCAUUGAGAGGGCAUUCCUUAAAUGUAAACACAGCACAGAAUAAUAAUAAUAGUAAUAAUAGUAAUAAUAAUAAUAAUAAUAAUAAUAAUAAUAAUAAUAAUGCUGCUGCAGAGGAAAUUAGUCUCAAGAAACUCCAUUUCCCAGGAGGCUUAGCAAAGGGAAGAGGAAGGAGAGGGCCCUUGACGAGGCUCACCUGUCGGGCUUCUCGUCAGUCUCACCAGCUUCAGGUGGGACCAGGCCUCACGUGCAGGAGGAAACAAGGCUGCCUUUCCAGAACUGGUUUAGACUUCCAGAAGCUUCCAAAUCGAGUGAGUUUGGCCUCUCUUGGGCUGGUCUGUCUUUAUUCCAGGGAAGGGGCAAGUCACACUCUCUCGGCCACAAGGCUCGUCCCGAGUCCAUGCUGAGAAAACCCCUUGGAACAGGCCUGCCUGCUCUGAAGGUGGGAAAAAAACCCAAAUUAGCAUUUUUCUUGACAUUUCCCUAACCUUUUAGAGAUUUUAUCUCUUUGCAAAGCCAUGACCUGGUCAGAAGUCACAACUUUUGGAAAUGUUUGACUUCUGGUCAGAAACAUCAGUUAGAGUCAUAAGCUUUUAGGAAAAAAAUGGUGUUUGUGCAUGGCACUUAAAUUUCUCAGUUGUUAGACUGAUGCACCUAAGUAUCUUUUUGAACUGUUGGGGACACAAAUAUGCCAAUAGUCAAAAGCCACAACCUUUGGAAAAGUGUGACUUCUGGUCAAAAACAUCUCUUAGUAAUAAGCUUUUAGGAAAAAAAUGGUGUUUGUGCAUGGCACUUAAGUUUCUCAUUUGUUAGACUGAUGCACUUAAGUGUCUUUUUGAUCUGUUGGGGACAAAAAUAUGCCAAUAGUCAAAAGCCAUAACUUUUGGAAAAGUGUGACUUCUGGUCAAAAGCAUCUGUUAGAGUCAUAAGCUUUUUGGGGGUAAAAAUGGCGGCCGUGCAUGGCACUUAGGUUUCUCAGUUGUUAGACUGAUGCACUUAAGUGUCUUUUUGAUCUGUUGGGGACAAAAAUAUGCCAAUAGGCAAAAACCACAACCUUUGGAAAAUUGCGACUUCUGGUCAAAAGCAUCUGUUAGAGUCAUAAGCUUUUGGGGGGUAAAAAUGGCGUUCGUGCAUGGCACUUACAUUUCUCAGUUGUUAGACUGAUGCACUUAAGUGUCUUUUUGAACUGUUGGCGACAAAAAUAUGCCUAAAAAUACAAAACUGCAUUUGUGCAUGGCACUUAGGUUUCUCAGCUGUUAGACUGAUGUACCCAGGGAUCUUUUCGAACUGUUGGGGAGAAAAAAAAUAUGCCAACGGUCAAAAGCACAGCCCUUUAGGAGUCAUAACCUUUUGGGAAAAAAUGGCAUUCGUACAUGGCACUUAGGUGCAUCAGUCUAACAACUGAGCAACCUAAGUGUCUUUUUGAACUGUUGGGGACACAAAUAUGCCAAUAGUCAAAAGCCAUAACUUUUGGGAAAGUGCGACUUCUGGUCAAAAGCACAACCUGUUAGGAGUCAUAACCUAUUUGGGGGGAAAUUGUGUUCAUGCAUGGCACUUAGGUUUCUCAGCUGUUAGACUGAUGUACCUAGUUAUCUUUUCGAACUGUUGGGGACAAAAAUAUGCCAAAACAUACAUCACAAUUUUGGGGAAAUUGCAUUAAUACAUGGCACUUAGGUUUCUCAGCUGUUAGACUGAUGCACCCAGGUAUCUUUUUGAUCUGUUGGGGACAAAAAUAUGCCAAUAGGCAAAAGCCACAACCUUUGGAAAAGUGCGACUUCUGGUCAAAAGCACAACCUGUUAGGAGUCAUAGCCUAUUUGGGGAAAAAUGGCGUUCAUACAUGGCACUUAGGUUUCUCAGUUGUUAGACUGAUGCACCUAAGUAUCUUUUUGAACUGUUGGGGACAAAAAAAAACACAAACCAAAAAAUACAAAACUGCAUUUGUGCUUGGCACUUAGAUUUCUCAGCUGUUAGACUGAUGUACCCAGGGAUCUUUUCGAACUGUUGGGGACAAAAAAAAAAAAUAUAUGCCAACGGUCAAAAGCAUGACCUGUUUGGAGUCAUAAACUUGGGGGAAAAUGGUGGGUGUGCAUGGCACUUAGGUUUCUCAGUUGUUAGACUGAUGAACCCAGGGAUCGUUUUGAACUGUUGGGGACACAAAUAUGCCAAAAACCUUCAUAUAUUCAGCAUACAGGUACGGUUAGGAAUUGUGGGAGUUGGAGUCCACCGGGAGGGAGGGAGGGAGGGCCCAAGUUUGCCCACGCCUGCUGUAUGGCCAGGUGUAGGUGUUCCGUGAUUACACGGUCGCCCAUAAACCAGAAGGUCCCAACCUUUGGGUCCAGCCUUUGGACUUCAGCUCCCACACUCCCCAACCGCAGGGAUUUCUGGGAGUCGAAGUCCAACACUCCUGGAGGCCCAAAGGCUGGAACCACCGAUCUAUUGAUAGCAGGGAUUCUCAAACGUUGGUACUUUCGGUAAAAAGCAUAACCUGUUAAAGAAUCAUAAAUGGCGUUCAUGCAUGGCACUUGGGUUUCUCAGUUGUUAGACUGAUGCACCCAGGUAUCUUUUUGAACUGUUGGGGACACAAAUAUGCCAGUAGUCAAAAGCCAAAAACCUUUAGUCAGUAGUCCAAAAACCUUUGCAAAAGUGCGACUUCUGGUAAAAAGCACGACCUGUUAAAGAGUCAUAACCUUUUUGGGGGGGAAAGGGCACUUGUGCGUGGCACUUAGGUUUCUCAGUUGUUAGACUGAUGUACCUUGGUAUCGUUUUUGAACUGUUGGGAACAAAAAUAUGCCAAUGGUUAAAAGCACGACCUGUUAAGAGUCAUAACCUUUUGGGGGGGAAAUGGCGUUCAUGCAUGGCACUUGGGUUUCUCAGUUGUUAGACUGAUGCACCUAAGUGUCUUUUUGAACUGUUGGGGACACAAAUAUGCCAAGGCACAAAACACAUACAUAUGCACACACACAUAUCUGUGGGAUUAAUGCACACACCGCAUUAAUCCCACAGAGCAGAAGUCUUAGCUGUCCUUGCGAAUGUGAAAUUUGUGUGGCAGGCGGGACCUGCCGACGUUAUUCCGACCUCGUUUGUGUAAUUAUAUAUAUAUAUAUAUCUGUAUCUAUCGAAGGCUUUCACGACCGGAAUCGCCAGGUUAGGCUGCAAGUUUUCCAGGCUGCUUGGAUAUGUCCCAGCAUCAUUCUCUCCUGACGUUUCACCCACAUCUACGACAGACAUCCUCAGAGGCUGUGAGGUCUGUUGGAAAUGAGGCAAGUGGGGUUCAUCUAUCUAUCUAUCUGUGGAAUGUCACAUCCGAAUGUUGUAAUUGGCCUUGAUUGUCACGGAAUGGCCUUGCAGCUUCAAGGCCUGGCUGCUUCCUGCCUUGGGGAAGUGGGAACCCCUUGGUUGGGAGGUGGUCAGUGGUUCCCUUUGAUGUCUGGUAAGAACAACUUCCAGACAGGAAAACAAUCAGGGCCAGCUAACACCUCCCAACCAAGGAUUUCCCCCAGGCAGGAAGCAGCCAGGCUUUGAAGCUGCAUGGCCAUUCAGUGCUAAUCAAGCAACAUUCUGACUUUCCUCAAACAGGCAAGAGUUCGUUCUUUCUUUCUUUCAUUCCACACAACCUCUGCCGUAGAUAGAUGUGGGCGAAACGUCAGGAGAGCAUGCUUCCGGGGCAUGUCCAUGCAUCCUGGAAUACUCCCAGCAACCCAAUAAUUUAUUCUGUUUUGUUUAUUUGCACAAAAAAAGACCCAAAAUCCGGUGUUUUCCUUUGCGUGGGAGCGGGUUUGGAUCGCGUGUCCCUCGGGACCAAUGCCGAGCAGACCCCGGUCCUGCGUGUAACACGCAUGUAAACACAUGCCCAUUUGACAUGCAAUGAAUGGUGUGAAUAUCUGGGAAACAACGUGUAUCUCGUAUGUCUCCGGAUGCGUCCGCACGGUGGGAUUAGUCCACUUUGGCACCACUUGCGCCGCUUUGGCUCCAUGCGAGGGAAUCCUGGGAGUUGUAGUGCAUUGCGGAGAAGGCCAGGACCGCAUAGCAUUGGGCCGGUGGUUCCAAACCGCAUUAAUUCCUCUGUGGAGACGCACCGAGUGGGGCCCCUUACAGCCACAGCUAUUUCAAGGGCUCGGUCCCAUUUCCAAAACACUAAAGUUUUAAAGUUCGGACUAAAACCCAGAGCGGGUUUGCUUGUUUUGCUCUAAGCAUGAGAUGUAACUAUUGGCAACAUCGAACGUGAGCGAAGACACACUCACAACCACAGGAAUGCAUUAAAUUUUUGCCUGGUCUGCUC